AUGGCCCUGCAUCCCGACGCUAGAAUCUCCGAAUUUCGUCACCUCUCAUCCUACAAUUGGAUCGACGUACCAACGCCCACCAUUGCCGUCCCAGGCAGCCCAGCCAAAUGGUCCCCACCCGACGGUCCAAUACGUCUUAACAAGGAUACGGGAUACUUCUAUGUGGCGCAAAAUGUUGCUCGCCAUCCCGAAAGUCCACUCGAACCUCUGUUUCGCGCUUUGCUCCUCACCGAGCCCUCGGUCGAUCUUCGAUCGAUCGACGUCGUGACGGACCGGAACAAUAUUCGAAAACUCCUCUCGUUUGUCGACCCGGGCACAGCAAGGGGCGGGGCCGAAGACUUCGUCAUCAAAGUCGAAGUCGUUGGAGAGACGGCUCUUUUCUCCCGCGAAGAGGCAGAGGUCAGGCAAUAUAUCGCACCGAGUGAAUUCCGGGGCUACGGCCACGAGUUUGAGAAGGUCUACACCAAAGAGCAAAUACAGGGAAGCACUGGGCAUUACAGAAUUGUCGAGUACCGCUUCGGGGGUGUCAAGUUUCUCGUCAGAAAUGAGGUGGAUGGUUAUGUCCCCCCAGUCGACAGAGCAGAUGCAAGUAACAUUCUUGCGCACGAGCUGUCCUUACUGUCACUUUCAAAGCCACCACAAGCGUCAUAUAGAUGGCAAGGAAGCAAGUUGGAGGCAGCGAUGGAGGGAGAAGCUGUACCGUCAGAGCAAUGCCUAGAGAUCAAAACUCGAGUCGCCCACAAGCCCCUGCAGAUGGAUAGUAUCAUGCCACAACUUUGGGUAUCGCAGACCACCAAGCUUGUGCGAGCUUAUCACACUAGCGGCACUUUCCAGCCUCCAGACGUUGAAGAUAUGACCGAAAGUAUGAAGAGUUGGGAGCAAGGUAACGAGGACACUUUGAAAAACCUAGCGGCGGUGAUUGCAAAGAUUCUUGAGGUUGCUAGACGCUGUGAUGGUCCUAUCCAGGUAAAAUACAGCUCAACAGGGCACCAACUUGUUUUGUCCAAAAUCGACUCAGGGAAGAUGCUGCCAGACGAUUUGUAUUCGAAAUGGAACCCGAGGACAGAGACGGAAGACUCGGCCCCAGUCAAGACUCUAGGCACGGCUUCUGAUAGCAAUGGUACCAUCACGGUCAUCAUGGAAGGGAAGUCUCAUUCCGUUGACCCAAACACCAUUCCCUACUUCAAAAGUCUGAUGGUUUCGCGGUCGCCAGGAUCAGAGAAAACUCCAUUUAUCCAUGCCGAUAUCCCCUUUUUCGAUGCGAUCAAUUACAGUGUUCAAAAUGGACUCCGGAAUCUCUUUAGGCGCAUGCCGCAUCAACUUCAGGACUACCAUACCCUUUGCGACACAAUCGAUAGCCUUGGCAUUGAUGUCUGUCAGGGGCUUAAUCUCAAAGAUACCAUCAAGCUGCUCAAGGCGGAACCUGACGACUACGACCCCGAGGAACGGCGGGUGAUCAAAAGCAGUAAGACAGGUGCCCGUGACGCUGCGUUCCGCUUCAUCUAUAUACUCCUCAAGGGCGGACCCUCGUCACAGUCUUCAUCGUCAUCAUCAUCGCUGUCUCUAUCGGCGCAGGACCGAGCAGUCGCCUGUAAUGCCGUCAGUUACGUUGUAUCACACCGACGAAUCUUUGGCUACAGGGCCCGCAAAAUCGUCAGAGAGGCCUUCGAAGCUGUCUGUUCUCUGACGUACAAGCAGCGCUUGGCGCUAGACAAAUGGGCGGUCACGGAGCCCACAUACAGUGGAUGGGAGCGCGAGGACGAGACAACCGAUGAUGACUUCGGUUGCCGUGCGGAUCUGGAUUGGGACUCAGAUUGGUCGUGUUAA
Molecule: messenger RNA, 1827 nt
Organism: Fusarium sp. VM40
Lineage: Eukaryota; Fungi; Ascomycota; Sordariomycetes; Hypocreales; Nectriaceae
Source: the annotation of a GenBank genome assembly